This is a messenger RNA of Lathyrus oleraceus (garden pea), 2534 nucleotides long. Its product is annotated as transcription factor TCP2. Gene Ontology annotation, biological process: regulation of secondary shoot formation. Gene Ontology annotation, molecular function: sequence-specific DNA binding; DNA-binding transcription factor activity. The transcript is spliced from 4 exons. Bases 839 to 2260 code for a protein of 473 amino acids. NCBI's taxonomy places the organism in Eukaryota, Viridiplantae, Streptophyta, Magnoliopsida, Fabales, Fabaceae. Gene Ontology annotation, cellular component: nucleus. The record is from RefSeq and is a predicted model, not a curated record.
AAUUUAAAAGAAUAUAAGAUACAUACAAUGUGUAACAGCACCGUGUCUGGUCUUUUCCGAUAAGCUCGUUCAUUGUUCCAAUGGCGACUUCAAAUCUUUCUCCUUCUUAAUCAUCAUCUUCACCCUUUUCUUUCUUUCUACCUCUCACACAAUUCUCAUAUAUGCACUCUCUUUUUGUUUCUCACCCACUAAACUACCAACCCUAUAACAUUCUUCCCUUGUGUACCUCACUCUUUUUCUCUCUCUUACUAUACUUUACAUGUUCAACAUGAAAGUGUUAAUCAAACUCAAAAAUGUUAACAUACUUUGGUAGUGGAUUUGAGCUUUUAUCUUGAACUUCUUCAACAACAAACAAAAAAACAAAAACAAAAAUUUAUAAUUUUUAUCCUAUUUUGCAUUCCAAGGAAAGACAAUUUCAGAAAUUCAGCAAUUCCCUGAAAAUCAGGCAGCAAAGAAGAUCUGUGAGGUGUUUAAGAGACACGGAAUUGUUGAUUAAUCAGCAACAACAACAACAACAAAAACUGGGUUUAUUUUCUUUCUUUUCUGUCUUUGUUUAUGAGGAAGUGGUUUGGUUUGCUUUUUGAAAGCGUUUUAUUCUGCAAAACUGCAAAAGGCUAAACAAGGUCCUCCUGACUUGGACCGUGAUAUAUCAGAGUGUAAAAAAAGUCCUUUUUUUCACUACACAGCCAAACAAGUCUCUGAAUUUUCAUCAUCAAUGCAAAGGACAUAUUAGCUAGCUAACCCCACAGACACACACUCUCUCUCUCUUUUCUCUCUCUAUAUUUGUGCACAAAAAAAAAGCCAAGUUGGUUUGUUUUUGCAAAGGCAUGAUUUUGGUAUGGAGGAGGAGGAUGAGAUUCAAGCGCAACAAUCAUGUAAAUUCCCAAGAGUUGGAAAUGAAGAAGAAAAUGGGAGUUUAAACAGGUUCAACAAUUGGCACCAUCAUUCAUCUAGAAUCAUAAGGGUGUCAAGAGCUUCUGGUGGAAAAGAUAGGCACAGCAAGGUUAUGACUUCAAAGGGUUUAAGAGACAGAAGGGUUAGGCUUUCUGUUACAACAGCUAUUCAAUUCUAUGAUCUUCAAGAUAGGUUGGGUUAUGACCAACCAAGUAAAGCUGUUGAAUGGCUUAUCAAAUCAGCUUCUGAUGCUAUUUCAGAAUUACCUUCACUCAACAACUCGUUAUUCUCUGAUAAUAAUAAUAAUAAUACUAACAAUCCGAGUGAACAAGGCGGCGUUGAUUCGGUUCAUGAUGCUGAAAUGGUUGUGGAGAAUGGUGAGAAUAAUUAUCAUCAAAGCCAGAAUCUUUCUUUGUCUAAAUCUGGUUGUAGUAGCACUUCCGAGACAAGUAAAGGUUCGGGUUUGUCUCUUUCGAGAUCUGAUGUUCGUGUGAGCCGCGUUAAGGCUAGGGAAAGAGCGAGAGAAAGAACGGCCAAAGAGAAGGAAAAGGAAAAUCAUGACAGUGUUAAUCCUCUUCAUCAUCAUCAACAUCAACAACACCAGAAUGUUAACUCUUCUUCCAUUUCUCAAACAGCUUCAUUCACUGAACUUCUUACGGGUGGAAUCAACAAUGCAGCAGCAAGGAGUCCAAGAAGGUCAGUUGAAGAAUCAAAUUUCUUCAACAAAGCUCGACAACAACAACAACAACAGCAGCAACAGCAUCAGCAACAACAGCAGCAAUGGAGUUCUUCUUCGGCGCCAAUGGAUCAUUACUUUAGUCCAGUGCUUAUAGGAACUCCUUCUUCAUCAAGAACACAUCAUCAUCAUCAUCAUCAACAUUUAGGACAUUCACUUCAUGAUCACCAAUCCAUGACAAUGUCUAAUUCAGUUUCACCCUUCAGCAGUGGUGAAAACCAGAAUCAGCAUCAGUUCUCAUUCAUACCUGAUCAUAUGAUGCAAAAUGUGGUUACUUCUUCUUCGACUCAACCAAGCGAUUAUAAUCUCAACUUUACUAUCUCAUCGGGCCUUGCUGGUUACAAUAGGGGGACCCUUCAGUCCAAUUCACCGUCUCUUUUGUCUCAUCUUCAGAGGUUUUCAGUUUCAUCUUUAGACGGAUCCAACAAUCUACCUUUUUUCAUGGGAGGAGGAGGAGGAGGUGCUGCUUCUACUUCUUCUUCUCCUGCUUCUGGUUCACCUGCAAUGGAGAACAAUCAUCCUCAUCCUCACCAUCACCACAACCAGAUUCAACACCAUCCAUUUUCAUCUGUUUUUGAUGGUAGCAGCUUGCAACUCUACUCAGAUCAGAAAGGAAAACCCAAAAACUGAAGAACCUCCAUUUUCUUCCUGCAGGACUCAAAAAAAUGGAGUACUGGGAGCAAGAUGUGGUUCCUGAUAAAGCUUGUCUUCACCAAAACAGUUGAUAUGCUAGCUGUUGGCAUGUUGUUAUCAAGUGUUGGUUUUUUUUUUCUUGUGGAAUCAUUUUCAAGUCGUUCUAUUUGGUUGAGUAUUUUUGGAUAUAAUUAAAUAUAUUUAUUUAUGUAUGUGUGCAAAGAUCAUUGUGUUUUGGAGAUUUGUAAAAGCUACUUAAUUUGACUUCUCA